Molecule: messenger RNA, 1818 nt
Organism: Dichotomopilus funicola
Lineage: Eukaryota; Fungi; Ascomycota; Sordariomycetes; Sordariales; Chaetomiaceae
Exons: 4
Coding region: 1-1818 (605 amino acids)
Biological process (GO): mRNA processing
Cellular component (GO): nucleus
Molecular function (GO): U1 snRNP binding; RNA binding
Source: RefSeq, a predicted model, not a curated record
AUGUCUGGCCUAGACGUGGAAGCCCUCCUUGACUCGACUGCCUCCUCCAAGGAGCAGCAACAGUCCGGCAGCAAGGCUACUGCUAACGGCGACUCGCCUUCCCACCAGAACAACGGAAGCCGCAGCGAGCACGGCCGCGACCGCGACCGCGAACGCGACAGAGACCAUCGUGAUCGAGACCACCGCCGCAGCCGCGACCGCAGCCGAGGAGACGACCGAGGCGGCGGCGGCUCCCAUCGCCGACGAGACCGUAGCGCCGGUGGAGGCGGACGAUACCGCAACUCGUCCAGCGGCCGUGAGACCCCGCGUAGCGAUGCCGGGAGCCACAAGAGUAGUAGGCGUCGGAGCAGAAGUCGUGAUUCCGGCCGACACUCACGCCGUCACAGAAAUAAUAAUGAUGGCGACUACUACCGUGGCAGCAACCGCGGUCGAGGAGGCGGUGGUGGCGGUGGUGGUGGACGCUCGCGCUCGCGCUCGCCGAACCGGUAUUACCGCCCGCCUGGUGGGGAAGAUCGGAGGGACCGGGAUCGGGACCGGGAUCGGGACCGGGACGAACGUGGGUAUCGCCGGCGGGAUGAUGAUAACCACCGCCGUGGGGGGGGUAGGCAGAGUACCCCGCGGGAUACGUCGCCGACGGGGGAUGAGCGGGAUCGGAGGACGGUGUUUGUGCAGCAGUUGGCUGCGCGGCUGCGGACUCGUGAGCUGAAGGAGUUUUUUGAGAAAGUUGGUCCUGUUGCUGAGGCGCAGAUUGUUAAGGAUCGCGUGAGCAACCGGUCUAAAGGUGUCGGCUAUGUCGAGUUCAAGAGUGAAGAAUCCAUCCCGGCCGCCCUCCAGCUCACUGGUCAGAAACUCCUAGGUAUUCCCGUCAUCGUCCAGCCCACCGAGGCCGAGAAGAACCGCCAAGUCCGCAACCCGGAGUCGUCCGGCCACCCCAACUCCAUCCCCUUCCACCGCUUGUAUGUCGGCAACAUCCACUUCAGCAUCACCGAGACGGACCUGCAGAACGUUUUUGAGCCGUUUGGCGAGCUCGAGUUUGUGCAGCUGCAGAAGGAUGAUAGCGGCCGUAGCCGCGGUUAUGGCUUUGUCCAAUUCCGCGAUGCUGGCCAGGCCCGUGAGGCUCUUGAAAAGAUGAACGGGUUUGACCUGGCUGGUCGCCCGAUCCGUGUUGGACUUGGAAACGAUAAGUUUACCCCAGAGUCAACUGCCAAUCUCCUGCGGGGUUUCCAAGGCCAGAAUCAACAGUUCCAGGGAUCUGCUUUCUCCGGAGCCGGGGGCCGCGGUCCCCAGGCGUCCAACUUCGACCGUGCCGGAGCGCGCGAUAACGAGAAGGGCACCGGUGCCAGCGCCCUGGACGACACCGACGUCGCCGGUGUCAACUUUAACAACUACAGCCGAGACGCUCUCAUGCGCAAGCUAGCGAGAACUGACGAGCCUGCUACCAACAGCCAACCUGAGCGACAGCAGAUUUUGAAGCCCAAGACGGAGACGAAGCCACUGCCUGUUAAUGUCAGCAUGGCCAGCCGCUGUGUGGUCCUCCACAACAUGUUUGAUCCCGCUGAACAAGUGGGUGACGACUGGGCCAAGGAGCUCGAAGAAGAGGUGCGGCAAGAGGCCGAGGAGAAGUACGGCCACGUCGUGCACAUCUCGCUCGACGCCCACUCGCAAGGCGACAUCUACCUCAAGUUCGACAAGGUCUCGGGCGGCGAGAACGCCAUCAAGGGUCUCAACGGCCGUUACUUUGACGGGCGGAUGAUCACUGCUGCUCCGGUCGUGGACGCGGUCUACAGCAGUUUGUUCUCUCGCACCAAGGCGAUCUAA